AUGUUUACCUCAUUAGUGAUUGCAACAUUAUCUGCAACCGUUCUUGUAGAUAGUUUAAUAUUGUACUAUCCUGUUUAUCCGAAAUAUGUUGUACCCAAACAUAUGCAAAAUUUCGAAAGGAACGCUCCACCAAGAAUUUUUGCUGCAGAUUCGAAUAUACCAUCUUCUGGUAUAGUGUUUCUCAAAAAAAAUUUACAGGAAAGUCUCGUUAAUUUCCAAGCUCAAUCAGAUUUGGAAGAGAGCAAUAAUCGACAGAGAAUUCAUUCAGAUCGAGGAAACAUUUUGCAUCAAAAUUUAAAAGCAGUUAGUAAAGAUAAUAAUAAUAUUGAUAAUACUGAGCCAUCAAAAAAUACGCCCACUCGAUUUUACGCUAUUUACGAUUCGAAAUCGAAGCAAUACGUGACAAAUAAUGAAAUAGGAUCGAUAUCAGAACCAUAUCAUGACAGAACUGUACAUUUAAUUUCACCUGAGAAAGACGUAAACAAGUUUACUGAUCAAUUGGGAACCAAAUCUUCAAUUCCGUUUAAAUCAAAUCAGAAUUUAAGAUCUAUCACUUCAACAAUACCUGAAACAAAGGUUUCAAGUCAAUAUACUUCAGGUCGUAGAAUAUUUCUUAUCGAUAGUGAUGCAAUUAUUAAACCAUCGAAAUUUUUCGCUCUGAGGCGUUAG
Molecule: messenger RNA, 669 nt
Organism: Cercopithifilaria johnstoni
Lineage: Eukaryota; Metazoa; Nematoda; Chromadorea; Rhabditida; Onchocercidae
Source: the annotation of a GenBank genome assembly